AUGGACAGGAGGAACAACUUGGGAAACGUCUUUCACAAAACUCUGAGCGGGAAGGAGAUGGACUCGUUUCGUUCUGCGCUCGUCCCGGGUGGUGAGGCGGCGUGUCGUGAGCGCCAGUCUCCGCUCGGGGCUUUCGAACCGAAUGAUUCGGACCCGGUUCAUACUGGAGGAGUGGGAUUAGGAACAGGAGCCGGAGUAGCAGCAGUACUAGGACCGGGGUCGCUAGGGCUGCCCGGUGGAUCCAUGCUUGCGCAGUACGGAGAGGGUACAAGCGGGCAAAGCAGCGGUGGAGAGCAGAGCCCGGAUGAUGACAGCGACGACCGGUGUGAGAUGAUGCUCCUGAGAUCGACCGCUCCAGGUGCUUCGGGUACUAAAUGCGGAACUGGAAAGAAGAACCGAGAGCAGAAAACCCUACGAUUGAACAUUAAUGCCCGGGAACGGCGGCGCAUGCACGACUUAAACGACGCCCUGGAUGAAUUACGCGGAGUCAUUCCAUACGCGCACAGCCCGUCCGUGCGCAAACUUUCCAAGAUCGCGACGCUGCUCCUGGCUAAGAACUACAUCCUCAUGCAGGCGCAGGCGCUGGAAGAGAUGCGGCGGCUGGUGGCCUAUCUGAACCAGGGUCAGGCCGUGUCGCUGACACCAAGCCUCAACGCGUACGAGCAGCCACCCGCGUACCCGGCGUUUGCCCCCGGAGCAGCCGCGACCCCCUCCUGCCCAGACAAAUGUACCCUUUUCAACAGCGUCACCUCCAGUCUGUGUAAACAGUGUACAGACAAGCCUUGA
Messenger RNA from Trichomycterus rosablanca, 786 nucleotides. It is a transcript of the gene bhlhe22, whose product is annotated as basic helix-loop-helix family, member e22. Gene Ontology annotation, molecular function: E-box binding; DNA-binding transcription factor activity, RNA polymerase II-specific; protein dimerization activity. Lineage: Eukaryota; Metazoa; Chordata; Actinopteri; Siluriformes; Trichomycteridae. Gene Ontology annotation, cellular component: nucleus. The record is from RefSeq and is a predicted model, not a curated record. The transcript has a single exon. The coding region runs from base 1 to 786 and encodes 261 amino acids. Gene Ontology annotation, biological process: axon development; sensory organ development; positive regulation of transcription by RNA polymerase II.